GCUUCUUCUCUUCCAAAGUCCAGCUUCCACUUCUAGGGUUCCUUUGCUUUCAAUUCUUCCUUCAAAAUAUUAUUUUUAUAUUCUUUUUCUCAAAAAGGCAAUAAACCCCUUUUCCUUACCGAUCUUGUCCUCUCUCUCUCUCUCUUUCUUGCCGUAUGUUCGUGUUUUUCUGGCGUGAAGACUUUUCUGGGAGCUUUAUAUAAGGAAAAGUUGAGAAUUUUGAUAAACCGCAGCCGAGUUUACAGAACUGAAUUGUAGUUUCCUUCAUCAGUAUCAAAUUUUCCAACAGCUUAUUCAGGAACAAACAGAGAGAAAGUUUAAAGAUGGGUUAUUUAUGUGAUUUUUGUGGAGACCAGAGGUCAUUGGUGUACUGUCGCAGUGAUGCUGCAUGCUUAUGUUUGUCGUGUGAUCGAAAUGUUCAUUCUGCUAAUGCCCUAUCUAGGCGUCAUUCGAGAAGCCUUCUAUGUGAGAGAUGUAAUUCACAACCUGCUUUCGUGAGAUGUGUUGAAGACAAAAUUUCGCUUUGUCAGAACUGCGAUUGGUUGGCUCAUGGUAGCUCACCUACUUCUUCGACACACAAGAGGCAAACAAUCAAUUGCUACUCUGGCUGCCCUUCAGCUGCAGAGUUUUCUUCAAUAUGGUCCUUUUUCUUAGAUAUCCCUUCUAUGGGUGAAGCAUGUGAGCAGGAACUGGGUUUGAUGAGCAUUAAUGAGAAUGGCAACAAGAGUGAUUUGGUUCCUCCAGAAGGGACAAAUGUGUCUGGUUCAUCUCAAGUGACAGAUCUACCCACCAAGGGUAAAUUUUGGGCUGGAACAUCUUCAAUACCCGUGUCAGACUCAGAACCUCGUAUCCUGGACCAGCUACCUGAACCUGGGAAUGAAUGUAUGCCCAAGUUGAAUUGUCCUGGGAAAAAAAUUUCCGGGAUAUGUGAAGAUGAUAAUCUAUAUGAUGAUUUCAUCAUGGAUGAAGUGGAUCUAGAACUUGAGAACUACCAGGAACUUUUUGGGAUGGCUCUCAGUCAUUCGGAAGAGCUUUUUGAAAAUGGUGGAAUUGAAAGCUUAUUUGAGACAAAAGACAUGUCUGCUAGUGUUGGUGAAUCCCACUGUCACGGUGCUGUUGCUGCUGAGGGAUCAUCUACUGGGCUGGUCAAUGCUAUCCAACCAGCAUGCAGCAAUGCAGCAUCUGUAGAUUCAAUGUUGAGUACAAAAACUGAACCAAUUGUUUGUUUUACGGGAAGGCAAUCUCAAUCAAACAUUUCUUUUUCUGGUGUUACCAAAGAUAGUGCUGGUGACUAUCAAGAAUGUGAUGCUUCUUCAAUGCUUCUCAUGGGAGAGCCUCCCUGGUGUCCUCCUUGCCCUGAGAGUUCCCUGCAUUCUGCCAACCGUAGCAAUGCUGUAAUGCGCUAUAAGGAAAAGAAGAAGACCCGGAAGUUCGAGAAGAAAGUAAGGUAUGCCUCUCGCAAGGCUAGGGCCGAUGUCAGAAGGCGUGUGAAGGGCCGAUUUGUUAAAGCCGGUGAUGUCUAUGACUAUGACCCUUUGAGCCAAACCAGAAGCUACUGAGUGUACAACUUUUAACCAUGUUCUAUAAAAGGAAAGGAACACUCGUAAAGAAAACAGUAACUCUUACCUGAAAAAAUGGAUGAAAUUGAUACAUUUUUUAUCCAUGCAGUGACAAACUGUCUGAUUUGAUCACAGGGGCAUAGAUUUUCUGAAAGGAGAAGAAGAUUGUAAGCAGGCCCUAUUUCAAUGAACAGACAGUGUAAGCUCAGGAGCAGGUUGUGUCCUUCACUGCAAUGGACAUCCCCAGUUGCAAUUUCUGCUUACAUGACAGCAUCACAAACUGCCUUCAGGCAAUGUGUCAUGAAUUUUGAUUGCCCUUCUGUUUAACUUGGCAAAUCCUGCUUCUUCAUUCUAAUCUAAUGCAAAAUUCUUUUGGUCCUUGGCCUUGAUCUUGCUCAUAGUUUGUCAUAUUUUAUGUCAACUCCUCACUGAUCCUAAGUCACAUGUACAAGUGCCUAUGAUGGCAUGAUAAGUGGCUCAAUUUGAUAAAUUCUAGACAAUGUUCUACUCUGUUGUAGGCUGUAAUAUUUUGUCCCUCUCUUUUUGCCAUGUAUUCUGCAGAAUAUACAUGUGUGCAGCUAGAGGUGUAAUGGCCCAACAGUUCCUUAGGUAUGACAAAUUGUAAAUUUGAAGGUUUUUUAUGUAUAGAAUAGGAUGCUGCUAUUUAUAAUUUUGAUUACAAAACGUUCAUUGGAACUGUAUAAUGUAUUCAUAAAAAGUUUUGUUUGUAUUUUAUUUGAGUCAUUGAUACAUUUCAACUACAUGGCGUUUUUACUUCAGUUGUAUGACACUGCUGAAAAGAACAAUGUGAACCCUGUUAUAGAAGAACCUUGUGAUUGUAUGGAAAUUGUUAACCAUGGUUAAUGGAUGCAUCCUUAGGAAAGAGGUAACGUGUAACCAUGGUUAAGGCACUGGGCACUGUUGCCAAUAAUGAAUCCCUGAGAUGGUGGGGUUCUUCUUCUAUCUAUAAAGCAAAGAGAGAAGAAAUUACGGAUUUUCCAUCAUUCCAGAACCGUAAUCUUCAAACCCCACUUCGCCAGAUAUUAAGAAGAAACCAAAAGAGUUUCCAUACUUGGUGUUUCUUCCUCCUUUUUGGUUCCUCAUUUCCAUGUUUUUGGAUUCUUCCUGAUCCAAACGAAUCCAUUGUGUCUUCUUAGCUCAGUUUUGAGCUUCAACAGUUGCAACUUUGAACACAAUUUUAUCUGUAACUUGGUAUCCUUAAAGGACUCUCAGAGCAUUGAUCAAAAUGGGCCUCUCAAGUCUCCCAGCACCAUCUGAAGGAGUAUUAUGUGUCCUUCUGGUGAACACUGUAUUGUCAAUUUCCAUAUUCAAGGGCAUUGUUAGGACAAUCCUACACAUUGUUGGAAUCCAUCUUUCUUCAUCGACCACUUCACCCUCUUCACCAGAUCCCUACCAAGCGCCACCUGAGUCAUUUGAAUUCCAUCUAAGUCCCUCUGAGAGUUACAUUGAAGAGUUCAGAAGCCGGACACCAACACUCAGGUUUGACAGUGUGUGUUGCUGCAAACGACCUGAACAUGACUGUUCUGUAUGUCUCACUCAGUUCGAACCGGAAUCUGAGAUUAACCGUUUAUCGUGCGGCCAUCUCUUCCACAAAGCUUGCUUGGAGAAGUGGCUGGACUACUGGAACAUUACAUGCCCACUUUGCAGGACUCCCUUGAUGCCUGAAGAUGACACACCUUGCUUUCAGUAAGCAAAAUGAGUGAGCAUGCCAAUAAGAGAGUUCCAUGUACAGUGUAGUGUAAAUAUUCUUGAGGGUUUUGAUGUUCACGCAUCUGAGUUCAGCCACCUUUUUAAGCUUUAACCUUUUGCCUUUUAUGGUCUAGAGUUUGUGGAGGGUUUUGUUUUCCCUUUUUCUGUCUGUGCUCUUUAGCACAAAUGAGGGGUAUACUUUUUGCUUGCAUAUUAUGUUUGUUCACAAUGCCCGCCUUGUUUGGACCUCUGAGCCUUAAUUCUAUGUUGGGCAUUUUGAUCCUAAUUUGGAAGCAUGGAUUGUAGAAUCCAUUUGUUUUGCCUUUCCAACUCUCAUCACCACCAUGUAUAUAUAGUGCAGUGUGUAAAUAGCUGUGGUUGGCAAUAAGAUUCAGUUAUCACUAAA
This is a messenger RNA of Vigna angularis (adzuki bean), 3675 nucleotides long. RefSeq names its product probable E3 ubiquitin-protein ligase XERICO. The coding region runs from base 324 to 1559 and encodes 411 amino acids. The record is from RefSeq and is a predicted model, not a curated record. NCBI's taxonomy places the organism in Eukaryota, Viridiplantae, Streptophyta, Magnoliopsida, Fabales, Fabaceae. Gene Ontology annotation, molecular function: protein binding; zinc ion binding. The transcript is spliced from 9 exons.